This is a messenger RNA of Mucor velutinosus, 1686 nucleotides long. RefSeq lists its product as uncharacterized. Gene Ontology annotation, biological process: DNA integration. Gene Ontology annotation, molecular function: nucleic acid binding. The transcript has a single exon. Lineage: Eukaryota; Fungi; Mucoromycota; Mucoromycetes; Mucorales; Mucoraceae. Bases 1 to 1686 code for a protein of 561 amino acids. The record is from RefSeq and is a predicted model, not a curated record.
AUGCAUCCUUUGCCAAUACCUGUGGGUGCCUUUGAGCGUUGGCAUCUAGACUUUGUUGGAGAACUGCCACACACUGGGAACGGUAAUCGCUGGUUGAUUACAGCUGUGGAUGCCACCACUAACUGGCCAAUUGCGUGUGCCUUGCCAGAAGCGACCAAGGAGGCUGUUGCGCAGUUCAUAUACAAGGAGAUUGUCACUCGUUUUGGUUGCCCCGUAGAGUUUAUUACAGAUCGAGGCGCAAAUUUCUGCAGCGAACUAGUGCAAGAGUAUGUCAAGCUACUGGGUAGUCAUCACAAGCUGACUAGUGCAUUCCAUCCACGCACGAAUAGCAAGGUUGAGCGCUACAAUGGUACAGUCAAGGAUAUGCUUCGCAAGUACGUGCAAGGCGCUCUUCAUCGAUGGGAUGAAUAUGUGGAUGUUGCCGUCUGGGCGUCUCGUGUAUGGAAAAAUGCGACUACAGGCUAUAGCCCCUUCUUUUUGGUGUAUGGCAGAGAGCCUCGCUUACCUGGUGAUGCCAUUAUUCCAUUCAUCUCUAACGAGUCCAUGCAAGAUCCAAGAACAGUGGCAGACAUUACAGCAAGGGAACUCGCAGCACUGGGUCAGCAUAGAGCAGCUGCACAAGCAAGAAUGAAGGCGGUGUCGGAUAAGGACAAGGAGCGUUGGGACAAGGCCAUGAGCAUGGUGGACUAUGAAGUGGGCGACCUGGUUUUGUUGACACAUGAGGGCAAGUUUGGACUGGAGCCACGUUUCAAGGGUCCCUAUAUCAUUACUCAAGCAUUUGAUGAAUAUGGUACUUACCAAUUGGAGACAAUGGCUGGACAGAAGCUGGAGUCCUUAGUGCAUCGUGACAGACUCAAGAGGGCAAAAGGUGACAAGCCAGAUGAAGCAUGGUAUGAUCCUACAGCAAGUCGUCGAUUGGUCAAGGCAGCAACAUCGUCUCGUAGUGGCAGAUUGCCCAAAGCAUCAUUAUCUUCUGGUAGGAAAGGAGGGGGUGGUAGCUAUCCUGCUACAACUGGUUACGUCAAUGUGGGUCGAAGUAAUGAUGCCACACCUCCACCUAUCUCUAUUACAGCCUCAAUGCCUGACUCGUCUACAUCAAAUGUUGGUGUCCCUACUACGAAUGAACAGGAUCCUGAGCUAUCUAGCAGCAUGUAUGGCAGCCAAGAGGGUGUGUCACUAUUUGUCGACAUGACAGAAAGCUUACCUGAGAUCGUGGUGACCCAUCAUGUGGAGCUUCAACAACAAGAACAAGCAGAAAUGUCGGAUGUUGGUAGCGAUGGCAACUCUAUAAUAGAGGAAGACCAGAAUGAGUUGAGGCAUGUUGUGGAUGCGUAUGACGAUAUUUCAUCAUACGAAGAAGAGUACGACAGUGCAAUGUCAGAUGUAGCCAGUAAGGAACAAAAAAGGGAGGAUCGAGCCAUCAUCAAGAAUAUGAUAGAAGGAUAUGAUGAUAUAUCCUCAGCAGAUGAAUUCGAUGUUGAUAUACUGGAGGACGAUAAUAUUGAUAGAGUACAUGUCACCAGCGAUGAACAGCAUGAAGUCGCGUUGGAAGAGGCAGUGAUUAGUGAUGGCGACAUCUCUUUGCACACUGCUGGAAGUGCCGAGGUAUCAUCAACAACAAAAGAAAAAGAGAGAGUGCAAGAGGAGUGUUGUGCCAGAAGGGCUACAACUGUCUAUAAAGAUUAA